This is a messenger RNA of Sphenostylis stenocarpa, 525 nucleotides long. Lineage: Eukaryota; Viridiplantae; Streptophyta; Magnoliopsida; Fabales; Fabaceae. The record is from the annotation of a GenBank genome assembly.
AUGGCGAACCCAUCUGGGAACCAUCAAGAGCACGCGCACGUGUCGUCUUCUGCGCCCGAGACUUCGGGUGCGGCUCUCGCCAUGAAGCACAACCCUGGCAUCUCCCUCGAUUGGACCGCCGAAGAACAAGCCAUUCUCGAAGAUGGACUCGUCAAGUAUGCCUCAGAAUCCAACAUAGUACGCUAUGCAAAGAUUGCCCUACAGUUACAGCAUAAAACAGUUCGUGAUGUAGCACUGCGAGUCAGGUGGAUGAAUAAGAAAGAAAAUAGCAAGAGAAGGAAGGAUGAUAAUUUAACUCGGAAAAGUAAAGAUAAAAAGGUACUGCUUCCAUUAAUUGGAUAUUCUUAUAACUUUAUUGCUUCUGACUGUGGAGAAUCCCUUUCCUUAGAAAGGGUUUCUGAUCCUGUAGUAAAGUCAUCUAACUUUGCUGCUCGGUCCAAUGUCUCUCCAUAUGCUCCACCGAUGAUUACAAUGGACAAUGAUGAUGGCAUCUCUUAUACAGGCUUCUGUCUCAAUGACGCAUAG